AUGAAGUUUUUAAUAUUGUUCGUUCUUGUGGCUGUGGCAAACGCUGUCGACUUCUCCAGUUUCUCCUACGGCGUCGCCGACCCUUAUACUGGUGACUUCAAGAGCCAGAUUGAGAGUCGUGCUGGUGAUAAUGUUCAGGGCCAGUACUCCCUGCUCGAACCUGACGGUUCCCGUAGAACUGUCGACUACGCUGCUGGAUCUGAAGGUUUUAAUGCUGCUGUGAGGAAGGACCCGGCUCUGAUUGCUAGCAUCCCAUACGGCUAUGCAAACUGGGCUGCAUACCCCGGCUUUGGUAUCGCACCAUACGCAUACAACCGCCUUCUUUGAAUUAAAACACCACUACGGCAGUGAAUUUGUAAAUAAAUGAUUUGUAAAUAAAA
This is a messenger RNA of Papilio machaon (common yellow swallowtail), 380 nucleotides long. RefSeq names its product larval/pupal rigid cuticle protein 66-like. The record is from RefSeq and is a predicted model, not a curated record. NCBI's taxonomy places the organism in Eukaryota, Metazoa, Arthropoda, Insecta, Lepidoptera, Papilionidae. The transcript has 2 exons. Bases 1 to 327 code for a protein of 108 amino acids. Gene Ontology annotation, cellular component: extracellular matrix.